AUGGCACUCCUUCUAUGCGAUCUCGUUAGUAUAAUCGACAUUGGCGCUAAGAGAUCGGAUGUCACCUUGCAUAGCCUACUUCCGUUCGAUUUCCGCUUGUCGAUCAUAGUGUCAUUGGUUGCUGGGACAUUCUUAAUCAUUAUUCGCGAGCAAGGCCAUCUGAUCCGGUCUUUAGUUCCCGGCCAGGAAAUGGGAGACGCAAAGGAUAGAAUGAAAGAAGCCUCACUAUUGCUGGGCUCUUAA
Molecule: messenger RNA, 243 nt
Organism: Plasmopara halstedii
Lineage: Eukaryota; Oomycota; Peronosporomycetes; Peronosporales; Peronosporaceae
Exons: 2
Coding region: 1-243 (80 amino acids)
Source: RefSeq, a predicted model, not a curated record